AUGGCGCUGCGCGGCCCCGCGGGCGCGCCCCCGAUGACGGUGCUGAUGUCCGUGCGCGCGUCCGCGGCCCGCGCCGCGCCCCUCCCCCUCCCGCCGCUGCCCGCGCGCUCCCGGCUCCGCCUGCAGCUGAGCGCGGCCCCGGGGACCGGCGCGCGCCGCCGCUUCCGCCUCCAGCUCCGCAGAGAGGAGGACGAGGGGGGGGCGCCCAUUGCCGAGUACGACCUCAAGGACGUUGCAUACAAGGUGCAGGGUCCCCGGAGCCAUGAGCUGCUGGUGCUGGGCGCCUGGGAUGAGCCCUUGGUGCUGAGCUUCGAGGAGGAGCGUGAGGCUCAGAGGUGGUGGACGAUCGUCAGCAGCUCCCUGAGGGAGGUGCAGAAAGCCUUCGAGAGCGCAUUGGCAGCCGAGUCCCUGCCCCCCCCUCCCAGUGCCAACCCCAACCCUGGGGAUCAGGGAGCGGAGGAAGCUCUGACCACGGAGCUCCGGGAGAAAGAGGACCUGGCCCUGAACCUGGCCCAGGCCAUCGAGUUUGGUGACGAGGAGGAAGCCUCACGCUGUGCUGUGGCACUGGCCAGGCACCAGGCACUGCUCAGCAUCCUGCUCCGGGACAGCACCUACCCCCCGGAGCACAUCAGGAUGAAGGUUGGGGUGGAAGAUGCCACAUCCUCGGCCAGCAUCACACUGCUGGUGCGACCACACACGACCAUCAAGGCACUCAAGGAGCAGGUGUUCCGUGAGUACGGGUUCCACCCGCGGGUGCAGCGCUGGAUCAUUGGGCAGUGCCUGUGCCUGGAUGAGCGCUCAGUGUUCUCCUAUGGGAUCCGCCGGGAUGGGGACCCUGCGUUCCUGUACCUGCUGUCGGCACACGCGGCUGAGCUGACCCCGCAGCGCCUCGAGGAGGACAGGGCCAAGCUCCGGCUCCAUAGCCCUGGUGCUGGCACAUGGCAAGGCUGUGGGAAUGAGGCCGGUGGGAACAUGGACAUGGGGGACAUGAGCCGGUGCCUGGACUCGCUGCAGCUCCGUGACCCCCUCGGUGCCCAGGCCAAGCCUCCCUCCCCGGAGCAGGCAGGGUGGCCGUGUCCCCAGUGCACGUUCCUCAACAAGCCCACCCGCCCUGGCUGUGAGAUGUGCAGUGCACCCAGACCCGAUGACUACAUCAUCCCCCGCGAGCACCGACCCGACGAGCGCGAGCGGCGGCGCCUGCAGCGGGAGCAGGAGGGGAUGCGCCAGUACCAGCAGGCGCUGGAGGCCGAGCGGCUGCAGAACCUGGAGCAGCUGCUGCAGCUGGAGCAGGAGGUGCUGGUGCCCAACCGGGAGGCCCUGGAAUGUCUCAUCUGCUUCCAGAGGGUGUCCCCAGGACAGGGGGUGCUGCUGCGGGAGUGUCUGCACAGCUUCUGCAGGGAGUGCCUGCGCCAGGUGAUCACGUUCAGCGAGGAGCCAACCGUGGCCUGUCCCUACCGCGAUGACUCCUAUGCCUGUAGCAGCCACCUCCAGGAGCGCGAGAUCCGUGCGUUGGUGUCACCAGAGGAGUACCGGCGCUUCCUGGAGCGGAGCCUGGUGCUGGCCGAGCGCCGCAGCCACAACAGCUUCCAUUGCCGGACGCCCGAUUGCCGCGGUUGGUGUAUCUAUGAGGACUCGGUCAAUGAGUUCCGGUGCCCGGUGUGCCAGGCCCUCAACUGCCUGCUCUGCAAGGCCAUCCACGAGGGCCGGAACUGCCGCCAGUACCAGGACGAUCUGGAGGCGCGGGCACGGAACGACGCGGCGGCGCGGCAAACCAGUGCCAUGCUGCAGACGCUGGUGCAGCGCGGUGACGCCAUGCACUGCCCCACCUGCCUCAUCGUGGUGCAGAAGAAGGACGGUUGUGACUGGAUCCGCUGUGCCGUGUGCCAGACCGAGAUCUGCUGGGUCACCAAAGGACCGCGCUGGGGCCCUGCGGGACCCGGUGACACCAGCGGCGGGUGCCGGUGCAACGUCAAUGGUCAGAAGUGUCACCCCCGGUGCCAGAACUGCCAUUGAGCCGGUGUUGGCAUCACCGGGGGACACCGGAGGCCAUGGUAACAGCCACAGCCAAAGGAGAGGAUGGACAUGGACACGGCAGUGCCAUAGGGCCCAGUGUGGCAAUGGCACAUGGGGGGUCCAAUGGGGCCACCAGAACCCCCCCAUCCCAUGCCCGGAGCGACGGCGGCCGCGGCACAACCGGCACCCGUUGAGCCUCGCUCAAGCCAGGCUUUAUUGCAGCAGCCAUAGGGGGGGGACGCCCCAUAGCCCCCUACUUGGGGGGCCGAUAAACCAUCUUCCUGCUCUUCA
This is a messenger RNA of Melopsittacus undulatus (budgerigar), 2304 nucleotides long. It is a transcript of the gene SHARPIN, whose product is annotated as SHANK associated RH domain interactor. The record is from RefSeq and is a predicted model, not a curated record. Gene Ontology annotation, cellular component: ubiquitin ligase complex. Gene Ontology annotation, molecular function: ubiquitin binding; ubiquitin-protein transferase activity. Gene Ontology annotation, biological process: positive regulation of canonical NF-kappaB signal transduction; protein linear polyubiquitination; proteasome-mediated ubiquitin-dependent protein catabolic process. The transcript is spliced from 14 exons. NCBI's taxonomy places the organism in Eukaryota, Metazoa, Chordata, Aves, Psittaciformes, Psittaculidae. The coding region runs from base 1 to 2013 and encodes 670 amino acids.